Molecule: messenger RNA, 3864 nt
Organism: Vespa mandarinia (Asian giant hornet)
Lineage: Eukaryota; Metazoa; Arthropoda; Insecta; Hymenoptera; Vespidae
Product: odorant receptor 13a-like
Biological process (GO): sensory perception of smell; detection of chemical stimulus involved in sensory perception of smell
Cellular component (GO): plasma membrane
Molecular function (GO): odorant binding; olfactory receptor activity
Source: RefSeq, a predicted model, not a curated record
AUCCCAAAGUCGCAUCUUAGCUUCGUUGCCAUAACAAGGUUGAUUUCCUUCGAUAUAUCGAAGGAAAUCGAUUUAAGAAAAUAUUACCCAUAUAGUACUCGAAUCACAUAUAUAAUAAAAUAAUAAAAGAUGUUACUGUUUCCCUCAAAAUAUUUAUCUUUCUUCUUUAGUUACCUGAUAAUAUAUGCUAACUUUAAUUUACAAUAUAAAUAAGUAAAUAAAUGCUAAAAGUGUAGCUUAGUUCGCACAAAUUAAAUAAGACGUUCCCGUGACUACGCAACAAAAUACAUCGCUUAGAUCGAUCUUUUCACAUAAAAGGAAAGUGAUUGAGGGAUUAAUUAUUCGUCAUAGCAUGCAAUCGAAGCGUGUAAAUUCAGACAUCUGUAUAAUUAUCGACAUCCCCUAUGACUGUUAUUGAUACCAAGAGAAUCAUAAAUGAUGAGAUUAUUAUUGAACUGACUAUGAGUAGCUCAGACAGGAAAAGGGGAUUUCCUUAUUUUAGUGUAUUCUCGACAUUCUAUGAACGUGAUGGAUUUCUUUGAUGGUCGUCACUACGCGAUCAAUAAAGGCAUGCUAUCAUUAUUGGGCCAAUGGCCUUAUCAAUCGAUUAGAACAAAAUACAUCGGUUUGAUAAUUUUAUUCUUCUUAGCUGGAACACAAAUUAUAGCUAAGGUGCAGAAUUUUUUUUGUAUAUUAUUCGAAAUAUGCGCGAUUGUUGCUUCGUUUAACGAAAUAGACGUAGUGUUAAAUGAUAUGUCCCCAUUGAUUGCCGAUUCAGUUGCAACAAUACAAUUAAUAAACACUGCGAUGAAAACGGAAAAGAUGAGAGAACUUCUAAAUCGUGUGCAAAUAGAUUAUGCUUUCUUCACUACAGAUGGUGAAAUGAAAAUCAUACUCGAGUAUGCCGAGAAUGGAAGAAAAUUUACUAUUAUUUAUAUAGGUUUUUUUCUGGUGUCAAUGCUUAUUUUUAUAAUUCCACCAUUGAGAGCUAUUAGCAUGAGUAGCAUAAACGGUACGAUAGAACGACCAUUUAUUCAUCACGUUGAAUAUUUUGUUGACUCUCAAACAUUUUAUUAUCCUAUUAUAUUACACUCUUGCGUAACUAUCUUUAUCUGUGUUUACAUAAUCGUUACCGUCGACACAAUGUUUGUGCUAUUGGUGCAACAUGCUUGUGCAUUGUUUAAAGCAUUAGGAUAUCGACUACACUAUAUAACCGAAAAUGGUGACGAUAUUAUGGUGAUAGAUUUAAAUCCUUCAAAAUCAAAUGAUAAAUCUUAUCAGAAUAUUUCCGAAUGCGUUCGUAGACAUCGAGAUGCAAUAGAGUUUGCCAAUCUUUUGGAAUCCUAUUAUUCUACGUCCCUUUUUCUCCAAGCAGGAUUCAACAUGAUUGAACUAAGUAUCACAGUCUUUCAGGCUACGAUAAGUGUGAACGAAACUAAUGAGCUUUUCCAACAAGUGUCUGUUUGUUACUCGACAUUAACUCACAUCUUGUUUCAAUGUGUAAACGGUCAACGUGUUAUCGAUCACAGCGAUCAAAUGCACGAGCAUCUAAUAAAUAUGAAGUGGUAUCAUACAUCAUUACGCACAAGAAAAGUGAUUUAUCUCAUGCUAAUUAGAUCACGAGUAUAUUGUGUGCUAACUGCUGCAAAAAUGUUUAACAUGUCUAUGGAAACAUUCAGUACUGUGAAAACAAUUUUAAAUCGUAUAGAAGCGGAUUAUAGUUUUUUCACUACAAAUUGUGAAAAGGAAAUUAUAUCGAAAUAUGCCGAAAAUGGGAGAAAAUUUACUAUUUACUGUACAGUUACUUUUACUAUGGCAAUGCUACAUUUAAUGAUUGCACCACUGAAGGGAAUUUUUGGUAGGGUGAACGACACGAGUAAACGACCAAUGUUACAUCACGUUGAAUAUUUUGUAGAUACUCAGAAAUAUUAUUAUUUGAUUAUUUUCCAAACUUACGUUAUUUAUUUUAUCGUUUGUUUCUCGUUUGCUAUGGUGGACACAUUGUUUGUGGUUUUCGUGCAGCAUAAUGGUGGAUUAUUUAAAACAUUAGGGUAUCGACUUUUUCAUUUAAUUGAUGAAAAAGUCUUAGAUGAUGAUGUCUUAAAUCCUUCGAAAUCAGGAGAUAAAUACUAUAAAGAUAUUUCCUUAUAUGCCCUGAGACAUCAGAAAGCAAUAGAGUUUGCUGAAUUAUUGGAUUCAUUUUAUUCCAAAACCUUCUUUAUGAUAUCAGGACUUAGUAUGCUUCGAAUAAGUGUUACUGGUCUGAAGGCUGUAAUAAAUGUCAACAAUCUUAAACGAUUUAUUCAAGACAUGUUUAUUUGUUACACGGCUUUAAUUCAUGUCUACUUUGAAUGUAUGAACGGUCAACGACUUAUCAUAGUAGUGAAAUGCACGAACAUCUGUAAAAUAAAUACCGAGUGGUAUUGUACAUCUUUACGAACAAGAAAAGUAACCACUUUGAUGACACUUAGAUCAUUGAAACCUUCUAUACUAACAGCUGCAGGAAUAUUAAAUAUAUCAUUGAAAACUUUUUGCUCUAGAAUCAUAAAUGAUGAGAUUAUUAUUGAACUGGCUAUGAGUAGCUCAGACAGGCAAAGGCAAAAUUUCCCUAUUUUAGUGUAUUCUCGACAUUCUAUGAACGUGAUGGAUUUCUUUGAUGGUCGUCACUACGCGAUUAAUAAACGUAUGCUAUCAUUAUUGGGCCAAUGGCCUUAUCAAUCGAUUAGAACAAAAUACGUUCGUUUGGUGAUUUUACUUUUAUUACUUGGGACACAAAUGUUAGCUAAGGUAGCAGCUACCAUAAUUUCCUUUAGAGAUAGAAAUGUAGUACUAAACGACAUGGCACCACUUAUUGCUGAUUCUACCGCAGUAAUCAGAUUAAUUAACGUAACAGUAAAAAAAGAAAAGAUGAAAAUACUUCUAAAUCGUAUGCAAACAGAUUAUGCUUUAUUCGCUGAUGAUGAAAUGAAAAUAAUGAUGGAAUAUGCCGAGAAUGGAAGAAAAUUUAGUAUUGUGUAUAUAGGAGUUUUUUUUGUAUCAAUGCUACAAUUUAUGAUUCCACCACUAAAGUCAAUCAUCUUGAGUAACAUGAACGGAUCGAGCGAACGACCAUUGAUACAUCACGUUGAAUAUUUUGUAGAUUCUCAAAGAUAUUAUUAUCUUAUUAUUUUACAUUCUUACGCGGUUAUAUUUAUCUGUGUUUUUACUAUCGCUACUAUGGACACAAUGUUUGUGGUUUUCGUGCAACAUGCUUGUGGAUUGUUUACAGCAAUAGGGUAUCAACUUCGUCAUAUAGUCGACAAUAAUAUUUUGUUGAUAAAUUUAAAUCCUUCGAAAUCGAAUGAUAAGUUUUAUACAAAUAUUUCUAAAUGCAUUCAUAGACACCAAGAAGCUAUACAGUUUGCUAAUCUAUUGGAUAAAUAUUAUUCAACGUCGUUUUUUCUCGUAUCAGGAAUUAGCAUGAUUGGUAUGAGUAUUACUGGGCUACAGGCUAUACUAAAUAUCAACAAACCCAAACAAUUUUUUCAACAAAUGUGUGUUUGUUAUACGACAUUAAUUCAUGUCUUGUUUGAAUGUGUAAACGGUCAACGACUUAUCGAUCAUAGUAGUCAAAUGCACGAAUAUUUAAUAAAUACCGAAUGGUAUCGAACAUCAUUACGAACAAGAAAAGGAAUCUGUUUUAUGUUACUUAGAUCACAAAAAUCUUGUACGAUAACUGCUGCAAAAAUGUUCAACAUAUCUAUUGAAACGUUUACCUCUAUUGUUCGUACAUCGAUUUCAUAUUUUACUGUUUUGCGUUCGAUACAGUAAAAUUUUGAUAAAUAACAUUUUAUGCAAUCAUACAUAGAUUAUUAAUAUGCGGAG